Messenger RNA from Tupaia belangeri chinensis (Chinese tree shrew), 4535 nucleotides. It is a transcript of the gene B4GALT6, whose product is annotated as beta-1,4-galactosyltransferase 6. The coding region runs from base 1 to 1149 and encodes 382 amino acids. Gene Ontology annotation, molecular function: UDP-galactose:glucosylceramide beta-1,4-galactosyltransferase activity. Gene Ontology annotation, biological process: glycosphingolipid biosynthetic process; carbohydrate metabolic process. Gene Ontology annotation, cellular component: Golgi apparatus. Lineage: Eukaryota; Metazoa; Chordata; Mammalia; Scandentia; Tupaiidae. The transcript is spliced from 9 exons. The record is from RefSeq and is a predicted model, not a curated record.
AUGUCUGUGCUCCGGCGGAUGAUGCGGGUCUCCAAUCGCUCCCUCCUCGCCUUCAUCUUCUUUUUCUCCCUCUCGUCGUCUUGUCUCUACUUCAUCUAUGUGGCUCCGGGCAUCGCCAACACUUAUCUCUUUAUGGUACAAGCUCGUGGAAUAAUGUUGAGAGAAAACGUGAAAACCAUAGGCCAUAUGAUUAGGCUGUACACAAAUAAAAACAGUACACUCAACGGCACAGAUUAUCCUGAAGGCAAUAAUUCAAGUGAUUAUCUUGUUCAAACAACAACGUAUCUUCCAGAAAACUUCACCUAUUUACCAUACCUUCCCUGCCCAGAAAAACUGCCUUAUAUGCGGGGAUUCCUCAAUGUCAAUGUAAGCGAAGUUAGUUUUGAUGAAAUUCAUCAGCUCUUCUCCAAGGAUUUAGAUAUUGAGCCAGGAGGUCACUGGAGGCCUAAAGACUGUAAGCCUAGAUGGAAGGUGGCAGUUCUCAUUCCUUUCCGUAAUCGCCAUGAACAUCUUCCAAUUUUUUUCUUGCACCUGAUUCCAAUGCUCCAGAAACAACGGCUAGAAUUUGCCUUUUAUGUCAUUGAACAGACUGGCACGCAGCCUUUUAACCGUGCAAUGCUCUUCAAUGUGGGCUUCAAGGAGGCCAUGAAAGACAGCGUCUGGGACUGCGUCAUCUUCCAUGAUGUGGAUCACCUACCUGAAAAUGACCGCAACUAUUACGGCUGUGGAGAAAUGCCACGUCAUUUUGCAGCAAAGCUGGAUAAGUACAUGUAUAUUCUUCCAUAUAAAGAGUUUUUUGGUGGUGUAAGUGGACUGACAGUGGAACAAUUUAAAAAGAUCAAUGGUUUUCCUAAUGCCUUCUGGGGAUGGGGAGGAGAAGAUGAUGACCUUUGGAAUAGAGUCCACUAUGCUGGUUAUAAUGUAACCAGACCAGAGGGAGACUUAGGAAAAUACAAGUCUAUUCCUCAUCACCAUCGAGGUGAAGUCCAGUUUUUAGGACGGUACAAAUUACUAAGAUAUUCUAAAGAGCGUCAGUACAUUGAUGGUUUGAACAAUUUAAUAUAUACACCAAAAAUACUGGUUGAUAGGUUAUAUACAAAUAUUUCUGUAAACCUCACGCCAGAGUUAGCUCCCAUCGGAGACUAUUAAAAGAAGUAGCUCUCAUGGCAAGAUAGACCCCCAACACUGGAUGGUGUGCUCGGCGUUCACUCUUAAUGGAGGUCAGUGAUGGGAUGGUGAGCGAUGGAACACAGCGAGUGCCCUGUUCCCUGAGAAGAGCCAGCAGUCCUCAGUGUGUGCAGCGUGGGACUAUAAACAGUCGCCGCCUUCCACCCUUCCUCUCUACCUUGAGACACCCCCAUGGUGAGCGCUGCAGAACCCAGAAGCCAUUGCUUAAGAUUGGAAGUUGAGAGAGCUCCUUACAAAGAGAACACUUUUAUACUAAAAUCUAUAAUUUAAUUCAAGAGAAUGCUUUUAUUUCCGUUUAACCUAUUUUGUACAUAUGUGAUGUAAAUUAAUGUGUUCAAAUGGUUGAAAAAUAGGAUGUGUUGCAGUUUUGCAUGUAAUUGGUUAUGCCUCUAUUGGACUUUUAUAGACCUUUUUUUAUUUGCAUGGAGAAGAACACUGUAAAUUUAUGUCACUAAACAAAGGUUAACCCUUGUGUGAAAUGAAGGAACUGUCAAUAAUUGACAGCCAACUAAUACAGUCAACUGUUAUACUAGUUUUAAGCUUUAGAUCUUCAGACUUUCGUGGGGAAGAAGUCAUAGCUUUCCUAGGGCUUUAAAGGGAAAGAAAGGACCUAAACAGCUUUUCUUCUGAACAGGAUUACUUAUUUUUUUCCUUGCUUGCAAUUUCAUCAGAUUUUGCUAAGUCACAACCAUAUCGUUUAUGCAUAUUGCAUGAGUAUUACCAAGAAAAAUUCAAAAGUUGUGAUGUGACAUGAUAUAAAGGACCUCUUUACGUUAAAUGUCUCUCAUGUACCUCUCGUGAAAGUGUCAGGGAUUUUGUGCCUAAAAAUGUAUUCCCGAGGUGGUGGUUACUACACUGUAUUUUUUUUUUUAAUUCAUAGAGUAGCACCUCUUUAUUUUCAGUUCAGAAGAGCCAAAAAUGUAGUUUUUUUUUUUUUUUUAAAGAAUGAUCUAUGGAAAACCCAGUAGUGCUUAUAAUAUACAAAUGAAUUAUACUAUUAGAUAAGAAAUGAAAUGUUCUAUUUUUAUGAAGAUAAAGGCUUAGAUAGAUACAAGUACAUUUUAAGUUUACUUCUUAGACUUACAGAUUUUCACUUCUGGAAGGGACCCUUUAAUGUCACCAGUUUUAUUCAAACCUUUUCUUUUUUUUAACUCAAAAAAAUUAAAUGGUGUUAAUUAUUAAGAUUUUCUCACUAAAAGUAUAGUUUAAUAAAAUAAUCUUAAAAUAUGUUUCAGUUUAUUAAAGGCACUGUUACUCUACUUCUCUGCAGACAAUUCUUACUACCCAGUAAUCAAUUAUAUUUAUCUUAAAUUUGGAUAAAAUUUUCCAAGAUAAAACUAAAUCAUCUAAUUUUGAAAAUGAUCAGUUAUGAAGAUUCUUUAGCAUACUUGAAGAUAUUUUCACAAAUCUUAAAAUAUUGCUAUCUGUAACGUGAGUCUUCAGCAACAGUGGAGAAUGAUAGGAUCUGUAUAGGAGAGAUGUUUGAAUAACAUUUACUUUGUGGAUUGUUCACCCAGAACAGAAAUACAGCUGCUUAUCUCAGGUUGUAAAUUUAAUUUCGAAGUGUCAUUUUCUGUAGCAGUAUUGUUAAUACAAAUGAUCACAAACCAAAUCAUAAAAUAAUUGAAAUUCUUAUACUGUGAGAAAACUGAUACCUACUCUGUCAAGAAACCAACCAGAAGUUCUCCAUGUUUAUUUCUGAGAAAUAUUUUCAAAAUAUGAAAAAAGCAUAAAUUUUUUUUAUGGUCUGCAAAAUAAUGAAAAAUCAAACCUUCUGAAAAUUUAAGAUAUUUAUACCUUGUUUGUAUUUUGGUUCAUGUUCUGGCAAAAUAGUUUUUUUAAUUUGAUGAAAUGAAGAAAAGUAGAUUGGGAAUGUUAACAUCUGUUGAUCACUAGUAAGAUAGUAGGGGCAUGGGAGCAUUAUUACAACAAUAAUACUGAAAUAGUUUCAUGACGGGAAAAAUUAGGGCGGUUUCUGAGCUUAUGGGGAGACAUAUUUUUCUUUUUCAUGUGGAGCUGUCCACUUUGGUAUCUUUUUAUUUUGAAAUACAUUUCAUAGUUUCAAGAGAACUUGGGACUGCUAGUAUCUGCCUUACAUUCUUGGGUCAAGUCUGACAUUAAUUUUUGAUUUCGAAGUGGAAUGUAAAUAUUUUUCUUUUGAUCAGUUUUGAUUAUGAUGUGUCAUCCCAUGAAAACACCUCAUUAGUUUUCUUCUUUUAUUUGCUUUUUAAGUGCAGACUUAAAGUGAGCAUUGCCUAUAAACAGUCGCCUUUAUGUGUCUGCAUAAGAGUCACAGAGCUUUCCCCAGGUAUCACUGUGUAACAGUGAACCUGCUCCGUGGAGACUAGCAAGGACGCUGCACAUGCAGAUGAUUUCUUUACAGUGUAGUUGGUGGCUGUGUUAGUGCCCGUUACUGACUGCGUACUCUGUCUCAGGUGCAGUGCUCGGUAUGUCUGUGGAAAAAGUACUAUCUCAUUUCUAAACUGAUCAACCCAAGGAACUUGAAACCUUUCUUAAAUUAUGAAGAAAUCCUGGUACCUUACUGCUUAUAUUUCUUUGUCUCACAGUCAAAAUACCUACAUGUGUGAACACAGAGCUAUUAGGAGAUCCCUGUGGCACUACUGGGAAAAUGAUACAGUGCCUUUCAUUUAGAGAAGAGGUAAUGAUUAAUGGACCAAUGUGUAGAAAAGAAGGAGAAGCGUAGACGCAUUUGCUUUAACAUUAUGUCUAAUUCACAGUAGAGCUAGUCAUUUAAUUUUUUUCCCCCAAACUAGGAUUUAAUAAAUAUCUACUGAAAUUAGAAUUUCUGUUUGUAUUUUGUGAAAAGACGUUCAGUAAGAAAACCUUGCUUACGUUAUUAUGUAAAUACAAAUGAUGUAGUAAAAAUUUGCUUAUGCUCCUUUCCCAGCCAAGAUAAUGAUAUCUGUUUUAAAGCAACAUGGAAAAAUAACCAGUACAGUAUUCUUCUGGAAGCUCCCGGCAAGUAAAAGCAGAUGUUUGUGUCAUUUUAUUUGGCCUUUGCUUGUCUCUGUUGUAUUUCUUUAAAUACUUUUCAAAUAAAUAGCUCUCGAGAUGUAUUGCCUUGGAUUUACAAGUAUGCCAAUUAAGGGAACUAAAAUUAGUUCAUCCUGUCGUUUAUCAGUAAGGGGAAAUAUACUUAAGAUUAUUUUAUUUAUUAAGAUACGAAAGGCUUCUACAUAAAUGCACUGAAAUAAAUGCUUAGUAAUUUCUUGUACUCUCUCUUUUUUUCUUUAACUUUUUGUUUGGUUUUGUUUUAUUUUUGCUUCUCAUGGAAAUGUUUGUACUUUUUUAUCAUUGUCUUUUAUGAAAUACAAUGUUCUAAAGAC